AUGGACGCUCUUCUUGCCUCGGCCGGUCCAUUACCAACCAAAAAACAAAAUUACAAAGGUAAACAAUCCUCUACCUACAACAAGAAAUCCGGUCCAACAUCCCAUCAAACCAUUCCUCGAGCAGAUGGUUCAUCUAUCGAUCCAUCCUUACAUUCCAUCCUUUCUUCUACUCGUAUUCCAGCGGGGUUUCAUCAAUCGAAUCUAGCUAGUGGAUCUGGUUCAGCACCUAUCAGACCUGAUACUUCGAUAGGUAGGAUACAAGAUAAGAAAUUACGAUCUAAACUUGCAAGACAGGAUGUAACUCAUAAACAAGCCAGAUUAGAUAGGCAGGAUGUCAACGAAUGGUUGAAUAAGGCCAUAUCGGGUGAUAAAGGUGGGAUUGAAGUGGAUGAAGAAUUAGGAGAGAAGACUUGGAGGGUUAAACAGAGUGAAAUUAGUGAUUCGGUCGGUGUGGGGUCGAAAGGAAAGAAAUUUGAUUUGAAGUUUGAAGGGAUGGGGAGUUAUAAAGUAGAUUAUACGAGGAAUGGAAGACACCUUGCCAUAGCCUCCUCGAAAGGGCACGUCGCAACCUUUGAUUGGCAAGCUGGUAAACUCCAUUCGGAAAUACAAUUAAAAGAAUCAAUACGAGAUAUAAAGUUUUUACACUCGCAAGAUUUCUAUGCUGUCGCUCAGAAGAAAUACGUUUUUAUAUAUGAUCAGAAUGGUGUCGAGUUACAUAAAUUGAAACAGCAUAUAGAUCCUACGCAUAUGGAGUUCUUACCUUAUCAUUACCUCUUAGCUACUGUUGGCCACGCAGGAUACCUAAAAUACCACGACACAUCUACCGGAGUGAUGCUCACCCAAAUACCCUCUCAUCUCGGUUCACCGCAUUCAAUGGCCCAAAAUCCCCAUUCUGCAAUUAUCCAUCUAGGUCAUGCCAACGGUACCAUGACACUUUGGUCACCUAACAUGACCACACCGCAUGUCAAGCUUCUUGCCCAUCGAGGACCCGUCAACGGUAUUGCUGUCGAUCCAAGUGAAACCAGUGCCGGGAGAUAUGUAGCUACAAGUGGGAUGGACGGUGUGGUUAAAAUUUGGGAUGGGAGGAUGUGGGGUAAAGAAGUUCGUUCAUGGCAUGUUAGAAAUCAAGUGACCACGUUGGGUUAUUCAGGUAUGGGAAUGUUAUCUGUCGGUGGGAAAUCAGGUGUGACCGUCUAUCGAGAUUUACAUUCUGGAACUAUCCAACAUGCGCCUACACCCUAUCUUACACUUCCUCUACCAUCACUUACAGCCUCCUCAGUAAAAUUCUGUCCCUUCGACGACUUGUUAUGUGUAGGACAUGAAAGGGGGAUAUCAUCAUUGUUGGUUCCUGGAUCCGGUGAACCCAACUUUGAUUCUAACGAGGCGGACUUGUAUGAGACAUAUUCCAGAAAGAGAGAAAGGGAUGUUAGAGGAUUGUUGGAGAAGAUUAGACCCGAGUUGAUUACGCUCGAUACGGAUUUCCUAGGACAUAUCAAUGAAUCUAGAGGUGGAGAGACGUUCGAAGAGAGGAACUCAAGGAGUUAUAGACAACUUGGAAGAUUAGAGAGACUGAGAAUGGAUGGCAAAGCGGAUGAACCUCAGAAUCAACUUGAGGAUGAACAUGAAGAAGGGGAAGGGGAAGGUGGAGAAGGGGAGACGACACAGAAAGAGAAGGUGAAAAGAAAGAUGAAAGGGAAAGGAGGAAGUACGAGCAGGUAUUUGAGGAAGAAGCAGAAGAAGAAUAUAGUAGAUAAUAGCUUGCUCGUUAUGAAAGCCAAAGUUGCCGCUCAGAAGAAAGCUGAAGAUACCAGACGUAAGAUCGCUAAUGGUGAGAUUGUCAAGGAAACGGGUGCUCUGGCUAGGUUCGGUUAG
Molecule: messenger RNA, 1872 nt
Organism: Kwoniella botswanensis
Lineage: Eukaryota; Fungi; Basidiomycota; Tremellomycetes; Tremellales; Cryptococcaceae
Exons: 5
Coding region: 1-1872 (623 amino acids)
Biological process (GO): maturation of SSU-rRNA from tricistronic rRNA transcript (SSU-rRNA, 5.8S rRNA, LSU-rRNA)
Cellular component (GO): 90S preribosome; nucleolus; small-subunit processome
Molecular function (GO): protein binding
Source: RefSeq, a predicted model, not a curated record